Molecule: messenger RNA, 6639 nt
Organism: Symphalangus syndactylus (siamang)
Lineage: Eukaryota; Metazoa; Chordata; Mammalia; Primates; Hylobatidae
Gene: SNX29
Product: sorting nexin 29
Molecular function (GO): phosphatidylinositol binding
Source: RefSeq, a predicted model, not a curated record
GUCAAAUGAAAUAUGGAGAUGAAUCUACAUUUAAAACGUUUUAUUUGGGAAGCAAGAAUUGGAAUUCAGGAUGUACACACAGACCAGGUGGUCUUUGGCAGGUCCAAAGAACAAAGAGAGGGUUGGAGGUUUUCUAAACAGGAGAAAUGUUCCACAUUGCUCUGCAAGAAAGUUCAUUGGCGCUGGAAAGUUCUGUGGAACCGACAACUUCUGAUUGAGAGAACGAGGUGCUCAAAGUCCAGCUGAAGAAAUAUGUAGGAGCUGUCCAGAUGCUGAAAAGAGAAGGUCAAACAGCUGAAGUUGUGCCAAAUCUUUGGAGUGUUGAUGGAGAAGUUACAGUAACUGAGCAGAAGCCGGGAGAAAUUGCUGAAGAACUUGCAAGCUCCUACGAAAGGAAGCUCAUCGAGGUGGCAGAGAUGCAUGGCGAGCUGAUUGAGUUCAACGAGCGCCUGCACAGGGCCCUGGUGGCCAAGGAAGCCCUCGUGUCCCAGAUGAGGCAGGAGCUCAUCGAUCUCCGGGGACCGGUGCCUGGAGAUUUGAGUCAAACGUCCGAAGACCAGAGUUUGUCGGAUUUUGAAAUAUCAAACCGGGCGCUGAUCAAUGUCUGGAUCCCCUCAGUGUUUCUCCGGGGCAAAGCAGCAAAUGCAUUCCACGUGUAUCAGGUCUACAUCCGGAUAAAAGAUGAUGAAUGGAACAUCUAUCGCCGGUAUACAGAGUUCAGGAGUUUGCACCACAAGUUACAAAACAAGUACCCUCAAGUGAGGGCCUACAACUUCCCACCCAAAAAGGCCAUUGGAAACAAGGAUGCCAAGUUUGUGGAGGAACGAAGAAAGCAGCUCCAGAAUUACCUGCGCAGCGUCAUGAACAAAGUCAUCCAGAUGGUCCCCGAGUUCGCCGCCAGCCCCAAGAAGGAGACCCUCAUCCAGCUGAUGCCCUUCUUCGUCGACAUCACCCCACCCGGAGAACCUGUGAACAGCAGCCGGCCCAAAGCGGCUUCCCGCUUCCCCAAACUCUCCCGAGGUCAGCCCCGGGAGCCGCGCAACGUGGAGCCCCAGAGCGGCGAUCUCUGACCUUGACAGAACCCCAGCCACGGGCCCUACGCAUCGCGCCAGCUGUCUUCACCCCAGCCACUGCCGCUGGCUCCUAAACCGCGGCGUGAGGACCACGUCUACCUGGUGAUCCUGAGAGCACACGAUCCCCACUAGUUACACAACACCCUGAUUAAACUGGUCAGUCUUUGAACCGCACAGUCUAGUGACCCCAGAGAGCAAGGCAGUGCCUCGCUGGACAGACUGGGACACGUGGUCCUUCUGCUUCUGGGGUCUGCCCUGGGCUGGAGGAGCUGUUCACUUUCCUGCAGUUCAGGGCUGGCAGGAGGGUGGCCACCAGGUCAGGCUGGGUGGCCUCUGAGAUGCACAGCUGAUCCCCUACAGAGCCAGCCUCUCCACUCUUUGCCACAUGGGGACUAGAGUGACUGUUAGCCUCUCCUUUUGCUUUUUAAGGUCAUUGCCUGGCCUAACCUAGGGACGGCUGGCUUCGUUGGCAGGGGGGUCUGGUUCAUUUCAUUGCAUUCUCCACCAAUGGUCAUUAGACACCCAGGACUGUCACAGCUCACUUCUCUAGAGGGAUAGUGCUGUGGUCUUGGCAAGGAGCCAUUAGUGAUGUGUAAUUUGAGUUCAGAGAAAUUCCCCUGCCUCACCAUGGCUGGCUUCAGGAAGGACCACUACCUUCGGUAGCCUGAAGCCACCCUAGGCCCUCUCUAGGCUUGGAGUUGGGCAGGGGGGGACUCGGACAUCUGGCCCAGCCAUCAGCAACCCGGUAACCCAGUGUCAUCCACCCUGUCCAAGGUGGCCUUGGUCCUACAAUCGUGAGACUUGGCUCAGGGAACCACUGCAGAAGGUUCCAUGGUUUUCAAACCAGGCUCCAUGUCUGUGAAGUUGGACCCAGUGUGGGCACUCAACAGAUCAUGUUUCAACUAAAGACACAUUUUCCAUCCUAUCUGCCCCCACACGUUGUCCUUGGGAACAGUACUCUGUAUCCCCUAAGACAGAGUCCUCCGUUCCUCCCAUGUCAUCAGGGUGGCUCUCAGAGUACAGGGGCCUUGGAAGGUGGAGAGGAGGUUGGGGACCAGCAGCUGGGCAGCCCCCGGUGGCUCCUCCUCCAGUGAGCUCACAUCAGAGCACCUCGCAGGACGAGAGCCAUCCUCAGACGCUCAGCACAGUUGAGGCCGUUUGCAUUUCUGGGGUAGAAUAACUAGGAAGGAGGUCGUGUAAUGGACUAUGCAAGUUUCAGUGUGUGUGUUCCGCCUUAACCUGAGGCAGAGACGCAGCGGAACCUGAGGACGGAAGCAGGUGGAAGGUGAUGGUUAGAUGGCAAGCCAUGGGCUUGUCCUGGGGACCUGCUUCAACUCAGUGGCUUAAAAUGUCAACUGCCCAGGUGAGCACGGAGCAUCUCCUGGGUCAAGGAAAUCUCUACAGAUAAUCAUCUGGAAGGUGUAUACUGUGCGUUCCCCUCGUAGCAAGAAGAUUGUUCAUGGCCUUUAAGGCAGGCUGAGAUCACACACACAGCCUCCCGACAGACUGAGGCCGCCUACAUGACUUCCAGGGGGACCUGGGGCCAGGUAAGCCAUGCCCCCCAAGAGCCAUGCCCCCCAAGACCAAAUGAGCCAGUGUGUGUAUAGAGGUGGGGACCCUGCAGUCAGUUUGCAACUGUACAAGACUCAAGACAUCCUGGAAAGGCAACCUGGUCUCCCUCCCACUCACCUGCUAACAUUGCUACAAUACACAUGCUUUAUCUGAAAUUCCAGGGCUGGAGUACACAUCGGCCCACUGGGCUGGCGCCUCUAAAUAGAGACCCUAACGGACCGAGGCAGGAACUGUCUAAAACCUCAAGCUGCUGUAUGUCAUGGCCCCUCAGGUUGGGUUUAUGCCACAUCGGUUAUUUUGAAGUGUUUGUUGCCAGCUCAGAGCUGGUCUCAGGAGUGCCUCCCUAGCCCAGGCACAUGCCCUGGAGGUCAUCUCCCCGUUCUGUUGGAUACAGAAAGGAACGUCCCAUUCUCCUACAUUCCCCUGGGCCCAGGCUCAGGACCCACACCUUUUCUGCCAUCUGCCCCCAAAACACAGGAUGUGAAUCGGGUCUUGCCCUCUCCAGAUACCCCACCACGAAGCACCUUGGACAUUCUGCACAUGUUAACAAUGCAAAAAAGUGUCCCCCAGAGCUGAUGCUAACCCAUGAGAAAUAAGUAUGCUCUCAGCUAAUAUUGAACGAGUGGGAGAAACUGCCUCCCCAUUUUAUAAUGCUGAAUUAUUCACAAAAAACUUGCCCUGCCCUCCCAAAUGGGGAGAGCAUGCCCCUGGUACCUCUCCCGUGAUCAUGUACAGACCCUAGAGUCAUCUCCCAGAUCCAGAGCAUCCCAUUUUCACUCAAAUGCUGGUGACCAGCACAUAACAGCAGCUCCCCGAAGCCUUCGCUUUGAAAUCCCAUAGAAUGUUCUGGAAGGAGUGGGUCCAUUCUGCUGCUCAGAACCCCGUCUUGCUCUCUAGUACAGUGCGAUGAACUUCAGGGAAACAGACAACUCUCACAGGGUUCCCGGUUCCUGGAGUAACGGGGCACAAACACCCAGGCCUAGCAGGAUUGUGGCUGGAACCUGGUGCCCAAAUUCCACCCCCUGUAAAUCUGUCAUCAUCUGCCCCUCAGCCUGGAUUCAAUUCUGAGGGCUGGCUCAGCCCGUGAGCUAUCCAUCAGUGGCAAAGACACCCCUACAGAAAGGAUUGCUUGCACCUCACAACUGUCUCCUUCCAAGAUUACUCGGGGGUUUCAAAGUCAGCAUCGGAGAACAAAAGCCCCCCUCCCCGCCAAUCGGGAGGAACCAAGGGAACCCACCUUUCUCUCAAGGGCCUUGGAUUUCUGGGACCACCUCUGCUGGGAGGAAGAAUCUACACCGAAUCCUUUCUCUCUUCAUGGCCUGCUGUGGCUCAAACAGAACAUCACCAGGUUCCAUCUUUCACAUUUUUUUUCUCCCCCAGAUGAAAGGCCACUCAGGAAAGGUAGGGCUGGGCAGAGGUGUCUCUCCUUAAGAGAACAAAAGCUUCUAAGGAAGGGAGGUUAAAGGCUGCUAGAAACCUAGCCCAGCCCUCCACUCCUGACCUGAGACAGAACCUUCUCUGCUUCUCUUCCUGGAAUCAGUCUGAAAUUCCAGCUUCUUUGAUUUGCACUUGGUGGUAUGCUCCAGUGACAUUGCUGGCAAGCCAUUUUAGAGUGUGGAGCUUGGAUUCAAAGCCCCCAGCAUUUCUCUACCGGCAGGCCCUGGUGGAGGAAGACACUUUCAGGGAAGAGGCUCUUAUAGUCCAUAGUGGUAGCCAUCUUCACAUCCAGUCACCAUUGCAUCUAGGGACAUGCUGGCUACAAAAGGGAUCAUCCAGUCGAGUUGUAAACGAGGGUGCCAUCUUGCAAGAUCUAGGAAGGGGAGGGAUGUGGACUGGGUCUGAUCACAGCCCUUGGCUCUGCUUCAUACCUUAGGGCUUAUAAGAUGAAUUCUUUGUUAACCAUGUAAUUUUUUUUAGAACCAUGGCAGGUAGUUAUUGUGCUUUAGAAAGCAGAGGCGCCUGAAAGUCGUUUACACCAGGCACAUUGAUAGUAUGGCUGUAGCUGAUACAACCAACAGGCACUGGGGCCAGUGACCACAACCUGGGAUUGGAAACAGGAGUGAAACCCGCCAGCCUGCCUGGUUGAUGCACAGCAGGCUCUGCCUUCUGGAGGCAGCUUAUAUCCUAACACCCUGAGCCAGGGCUCUGUGGCCCAGGCGAGCAGUGGCUGCCUCUCUUGGGUGUGCAUGGGACGAUUUGCACACCCUCAGGACCAGUUCUUGGGGUUCUGGGUCUCGGCUUUCCUGCCCCACCUGCUCAAGCCCCCAUGGGGCUGCAACUCCAUCUGGCCCCUCACAGGGAGGCCCAGCCAUGUUCUCUGGGCACCCAGUGAGCCCCCUCCCCUCCAACCACCCCCAGUAAUCCAUCCUUCAUUCCUCAGCCAAGCUCCUAUGUGAGCUGCAGCACCCAUACAUACGGGAGAGGCCCUGCACUCCAGAAGCAUGUUCCAGCCUUGGCACAGAACUGAUGGCAAAGGGUGUGCUGGGUUUUCAGCUCAAGACUCCCGCCUCACUCCUUCCCCAGUACAUCAGACUGGCUAGGAGGCAUCCCAGAAGGGGCAGCCUCGUGCCCGGGUUUCAGCCCCAAAAGUAAUGAUUGUCUUGCCUCUGCCUUGGCAUCUCUCUCGGAAUCACGGCAGAUGUGGAGUGUUUCUGGAAGGCAGGCAUCUGCUUAUGCACAAGGUCAAUGGUAACAUUUUUCAAAAUAUUGUGCAUUAAUUCAUUAAAGCUACUGUUAAAUAUUUGCUGUUUUCAGAUUGGCUUCCAUGCUAAUUUUGCACAGUUGUAGCACUGUAUAUCUCACAUUUCUGUGCCAAAAAAGUUCAUCUUCAUGUUUUUCUAAUAUACAAUCUUGAUUUAUGUUCCUAAAGCUUCAGCUCCUGGGUCAAUAGGAAUAAGAGGGUAGCAUCCAGGGUCUCCCGGCUCUGGGCAGACCGGAUCCCACUGUUCAUCCCAUGGUUGUUGAAACGCACCUGGAUCAGUCAUCUCUGGUAUUCCUCACUCUAGCCAUGAGCCAUUGCCAUCUUAUGGGCCCAAUUUGGGUACUCUGAGUUCUGUCAUGGAGCACACACUUACUUCUGAAUCCCAGCAAGCAAGUUGCAUAUCCUUCCUUAUAGCUAGUUUCUAUAGAGAAGUGAAAAAAAUCUGGCUUCCUUAAAAGAUGGUUGAGCCUAUGACAUGAAUGAGCAGCCCUGCUGGCAGAAGAUUCUAGAUUCACCACGGGUGGUUUAAGGGCCCAGGGAUUUGGUUCUUGGUGGUGCAUAAAUGUUUUCCCAUCCUAAUCAGAAAACCACUCACCCAGGCUUCCCCCACUUCCCCUCAAAUUUGUUCAGCUCUGCCACCGGUCUCCAUGAACAGCAAGGGAAACCACUGUCAGUGUAGGAAAGACAGAGGAUGCCCUUGUAAGAAUUGGAACUGAGGACAGAAGCACACACAAUGGUGGAUCGUACAUUUGCACCCAGCUCAACUAAACAAUAAGUGACCCCAGAAACUAUUAAUUUCCCGGAGUGAAGGGGAUGGGGGUAGAGCUACUUAGAAUUUUUAUUAUCCAGGAUUCAUCCUAAGAAGAAUGUCGGCCUCUCUUCAUCCCUGGCUUAGCCGUCAGGUAGAACGCUUACUCACCUGACACCGACUUCUUAGAGAAGCGAGUCUUUUGAAUGGAGGAGCAAUGGUAACCCCACUAGGGGGCGCCCAUGAUCGGCUCCCAGUGAGCCUUCUUGGGGUAAGCGGGCUGCGUAUCUAGUCUAUGAUAGUCUGUGUGUACAGAAGGUCUAGAAGUCUGUGGAAACGCCCUGAAACCUGUAGUAUCUUAACUACCCUCUUAUGUUAAGGUUUACAUAAUAGGAUUUUUAAACAAAUGUGUUUAAUUUUUUAAGAUCUCUUGUAUUAAGAUUUUCUUUUGGAAUAAGCUGUGGAAAUUUUGUUACAACCUGGUUGAGAUAAACCUCUUCACAAUGACAAAAAUUGUGACAUUUUAUAAAUUAGAUACUUCAGUG